AUGGUUAUACAGAAGAAGAUGAGCGAAGGCAAGAAAACUAGAGGCCGACAAAGGAUAGAAAUCAAGGAACUGGCGGAGGAAAGCAAAAAACAGGUAACUUUCUCGAAGCGCCGUGCUGGCCUUUUCAAGAAAGCCGGCGAGCUUUGUGUCGUGUGCGGCUUGGAAGUGGCCAUCAUCGUGUUCUCUCCGCAUAACAACAACCUCAGUAACGUUAAUAAUGUGGCUGCAGCGGAGUUCAUGAACAGACAAUAUGCAGAGGCGCAGGAGGAGUUGGAAAGGGAGAAGAAGCAGCUAGCGGAGAUAGAGGAGGAGGUGAAGAGGAAGAAGAUGGAGAACAAUGGGGAGUACUUGUGGAGGGAGGAGGCGGUGCAUGAGAAUAUGGAGUUGGAAGAGAUGGAGCACUACAUGAGUGCUUUGCAUUGUUUGCAAGAGAUGCGAUGGAAAGUGAGGAGCAGGCUUGAACAAUUUAGGAUGAUGAGAUCUGCUACCGAUUCUUGCGCCUGUGAUUGGGGAACUAUGUUGCUUUAA
Molecule: messenger RNA, 528 nt
Organism: Juglans regia (Persian walnut)
Lineage: Eukaryota; Viridiplantae; Streptophyta; Magnoliopsida; Fagales; Juglandaceae
Product: agamous-like MADS-box protein AGL61
Exons: 2
Coding region: 1-528 (175 amino acids)
Biological process (GO): regulation of transcription by RNA polymerase II
Molecular function (GO): RNA polymerase II cis-regulatory region sequence-specific DNA binding; DNA-binding transcription factor activity, RNA polymerase II-specific; protein dimerization activity
Source: RefSeq, a predicted model, not a curated record